AUGGGCGAGCACUUUGAGUUGCGCCAUGUGCCCACGCUCUUUACGGCCACGGUGAUGACAUUUGGUGGCAUGUGGUCCUACUUCGACCCGCGGGCCGCCAUGCUCGAGUUUGGCCUCCCGGAUCGCAUCGCCGCCACGCCAGCCGCGGGCGCCGUCAUGCACAUCAACAACGCCCGCACAACCGUUCUCGGCAUGUGCCUGUACACCCUCUACUUUCGCCGCCAGCUGGCCGCCUGCGACAUCAUUCUCGCCAUUUUGGGCGCCUACGCUGGGCUGGUUGAUAGCUACGUCGUAUGGAGGGAGGGGAAUCCUCGCAAGGCGGCCUUUCGCCUGGCAAGCUCAUGGCUACUUUCCGCGGUGGGACUUGCUGGAUGGACAGCAGGUCGUUGA
Diaporthe amygdali is the source of this 390-nucleotide messenger RNA. RefSeq lists its product as uncharacterized. Bases 1 to 390 code for a protein of 129 amino acids. NCBI's taxonomy places the organism in Eukaryota, Fungi, Ascomycota, Sordariomycetes, Diaporthales, Diaporthaceae. The record is from RefSeq and is a predicted model, not a curated record. The transcript has a single exon.